CUAGGAUUUCUGAGCGAUCAAAACCCUAGAAGACGGAAUAUGUUAAGAAGAAGACUCCCUUCACUCCUCUCAACUUCACUCUUCAAUGCUUCUCCAAUCGUCUCCUCCAAAUGCGUCGGUACCAAAUUCCCAUUGUCAUCACCAUUUCUUCCAUUACACUCCCUACAAUGCGCUAAUCCAAGCCCUACCCUUAAGGGGAUUUGGGCUGUUGAUCGUGUUAGAGCCUAUAGCCUUCUAAGCUUGAACGAUCUUCGGGAUAACAAGGGGGCCAGGAAGCAGAAGAAAAGGAAGGGUCGUGGGAUUGGGUCGGGUUUGGGCAAGACGGCAGGGAGGGGUCACAAGGGUCAGAAGGCCAGAGGGACAAUGAAAUUUGGGUUCGAAGGUGGUCAAACGCCGUUGCGUCGUCGCAUGCCCAAACGGGGGUUUAAGAAUCCCUUUAGCCUCACAUUUCAGCCUGUUGGAUUGGGAAAGAUAGCAAAACUUAUAAAUGCGGGAAAAAUAGACUCUUCUGAGUUGAUUACCAUGAAGACUCUCAAGGAUGCAGGUGCAAUAGGGAAGCAAAUUAAAGAUGGGGUAAGAUUGAUGGGGCGUGGUGCUGAUGAGAUAAAGUGGCCAAUUCAUUUUGAGGUCUCAAGGGUGACAGUCAGGGCGAAGGAAGCAGUUGAAGCAGCAGGUGGUUCGGUCAGGAGAGUUUACUACAACAAGUUGGGUUUUCAGGCAUUGCUCAAGCCUGAGUGGUUUGAAAAGAAGGGCAGGUUGCUGCCAAAAGCUGCUAGACCUCCCCCAAAACAGAGAGAUAAAGUUGAUAGCAUUGGGCGCCUUCCUGCCCCUACCAAACCUAUUCCGUUUUUGCCUGAAGAAAAGGAGGCAGCAUUCACUCCAUCUGUCUGAUAACUCAAGAGACCAGUUUUGAUGGUUUCAUUUUUGAGUUUGUAGAAUAAUGAUGAAUUACUAUUUAAGCAAAUUUUGUUUCUUAUAACAUUGAAUUUGUUUUGCAUUAGUAUGAAUGCGUUUAGAAACAAAUGGACUCUUGCAUAAGGCCAAUUCUUUUGAGGGGGCCUCAACUGGAAUCAAGAAACUCUCUACUUAGGUAAA
This is a messenger RNA of Vitis vinifera (wine grape), 1095 nucleotides long. Its product is annotated as 54S ribosomal protein L10, mitochondrial. The transcript is spliced from 4 exons. Gene Ontology annotation, cellular component: mitochondrial large ribosomal subunit. Gene Ontology annotation, molecular function: structural constituent of ribosome. The record is from RefSeq and is marked validated. Bases 40 to 891 code for a protein of 283 amino acids. Lineage: Eukaryota; Viridiplantae; Streptophyta; Magnoliopsida; Vitales; Vitaceae. Gene Ontology annotation, biological process: translation.